Molecule: messenger RNA, 1649 nt
Organism: Exaiptasia diaphana
Lineage: Eukaryota; Metazoa; Cnidaria; Anthozoa; Actiniaria; Aiptasiidae
Product: collagen alpha-4(VI) chain
Exons: 4
Coding region: 115-888 (257 amino acids)
Source: RefSeq, a predicted model, not a curated record
UCGCCUCACCUCAAACGAGUGCACACCGUAGACAGACAACAAUCGAGACUCGAACGUUAACUGAAUUGUUUCCUAAACUAUAAGCCAAGCCGGCUUCCUUUACCACGAUCUACAAUGRCUGGUUUACAUGUGAUUGRUGUAUUAAUGGGUUUUAUUUGUUCAACCACAUCGUWUAUCUGGGAACAGCCAAGAGACCCGUUUAUGAGAUAUCAGUAUGUACCACCAAUAUCAGCAACAACCGGACGAUUCAAUCGUUAUUUCAUGGGUAUUCCUCCAUCCACUGGUAGGACAAGACGAGGACCUGGAGUAGCUCAGGCUAGUGAUGUGGUGUUCGUGUUGGAUUCAUCGUCAUCAGUUGGUAGAAGACAGUUUCGACAUGAAGUCAAAGCUAUUCACACUAUCAUAAAGCGGUCAGCGGACCACAACAAGUACGCUGCUGUAGUCUUCUCUUCAGACGCUUUCAUAAGAUUYAACUUUACAGACAAAAUAACAGCUUUGAGAAAAAUUACACAGAUUCCUUACGUUCCUGGUAGAACUAACAUCCAGAAAGGGCUUCUUUUGGCAAGAGAACUAUUUCUUGAUCUCAAGUCUAAUCUGUCGAAAAYCACUGAAAAGAAGGUGCUUUUGAUCACAGAUGGAUUAUCAAACGUCAAGCAAGAGUUUACUUUGUACCGCAGCUUUCAGCUGAAGAUGAUGGGCGUGCAGAUCUACGUCAUCGCCACAGGACGAUUCAUGUAUGGAGCUCCUGAYACUGUUGGCCUCGCUACCACGCCAUUCAGGCAUUUUUAUCGURUGUACAACAUGAAAGCAUURCUCAAAUCCACGAGAAUGAUACCUAUCUUACCAAUUAGAAAAGGUCAACUAUCGCCAUCUAGCUCGAUAGCGUAAUUAAUGGAAAGAUUGCUUGGWAUAUGGUUGUGAUUGGCCACCAAGUAUCCUCUAAAAAAAUUAGAUCAACAAGUGUUCGGYUCGAGAGCAUCUUGCUAUCGAUGUUAACAUGGAGGUGGUAAAACAACGGUUUAUACAUUUCUUCAUUAGAACAUCCCAUGGCAAAUUUCAGGAUUCAUCUCUUACGACGAUGGRUAUGAAAUGUAARCGAAAAUAGKCACUUCGAAWGRAUUAAGAAACAACAUUCUAUAUGAGGCCUCGUCCGCACUGAAUUUCGCAGCACUUUUUUUUCGUUUUUUGUUYCUUAGUUUUUGUUCAUUCCCUUGAUGACGUGUAGAACAAAACAAAAACGCUACGAAUACAACUCCAAUACGACGAAAGUUAUUUUAGUAAUUUUCACACUCAUUUAAGGUGGCUUUUAAGGAGCAAUAAAUUAAUAUUUUGACUUUACAAAAAGAAAGGCAAUCAUCAAUUUAACAGCGGUAAGGGAUCUACUUUAUAUUUUGUUUUAAUGUAAAAACAAGUAAUGUACUGUACAGACAUUUAUUAUUGUAAAAAUAGAAUAAAUGAAGAAAAAGCCACGCAACUUGUAACUAGGUUUUCUACUUUUUAUUAUUGUAUUUUUUUCUACUUUUUAUUAUGCAUUUAUGUAUGUAUGUAUGUGUUCCCUCGGAGCCGCGCUCCCUUCAGGCCAAUGACCCUCAAUGAUAAAGUAAUCAUUCGAUGUGUUAUCCAGUCAAUAAACGCUUCCAUACAAAUCA